AUGGAUUAUUAAUUAUUGAUAAGAGAUUAUGAUAAAGUCAAAGAACUAAUUAAAGGAGAAAAAGACAGUUAUUCUUAAUUAAUAAACUUUAAAUGCGAAUAACUAUCAGAAUUGUCAGAUACAUAACCAUUUUUACCAGACAAUACAUUGAACAAUCAACAUUUUGUAGAUUAGUAUUAAGUUGAAAACCUAUAUGUUAUGGACAUUGAAUCAACAAAAUAUUCAUUAUUGAAUUUUAUGAGAGAUGAUAAUCAAAUAACAAAAUAAGUUUUUGAGAAUGAGUUGACUUAUCCAACUUUUUAGCCAUAUUUGAUUUAAUUAUCAAAAUUACCAAAAUAGGAUUUUUAAAGAAAGGUAGGUUGGUUAGAAGUUAUAUAUAAAUUGAUUUAAAGUCCUAAAUAAAAAAAGUCAAUGAAAUUUUAGACUUAUAAUGAAUUAAUUAUGUGGUAAAAAGCAUUUAUAGAAGUUGCCAAGGAUAUAACAAAUAAUUAAGAGUAUUUUUUAAUUCUUAGAAAACCUUUAAAAGAACUAUUUAGAUUAUGUUUAAUUCAAAUAUUAUCAAUUUUAGAUAGAAAUAUUUAUAAAUAUUUUGAAUAAUUAAAUAGUCUUAUAAACAAUGAUUUAAUGUAAAUCUUUUAAGAUUCCUAAUUAAGAAUUACAAUAAUCUAUUCAUUAGCAAAAAUUGUAUUUCCUAAAUUAGAUUCAAAGUAUUUUAUAAAUUAAUUAUUAGUGAAAAACUACCUGAAGAACACAUUAAAAUAUUAAGUAUUUUAAUAAGUCAUGAUAAAAUUAAUAAAAUACCAAAUUUUGAAUCAUGGUUAUAAUUUUUUGAAUUUCUUUUAUUUUUUAUGCUUUCAGAAAUAAAUUUAAAAAAGGAACAUAUUUUUUAAAAGAAUUUAGAGGAUAAAAUAAAGAAAGAACAUCCAGAUAUUCCAUUUAUUGAUCAAUUAUGGUAUUAUGUAGCUGUCAAUUUCACAUAAUAAAAUAUUAAAUUAAAUUAAUCUUUAAAGAAAUUGAUAUCUCAUAAUGUAUAUUCAUUAAUAAAUAUAUAUUGUGUAAGAUACAAUAAAUAUUAAUUAAUGAAUUAAAUAUUAGAAGAUUUAUUGAUUACUCCAUUUGAAGAUGAUGUUUUAAGAAUGAAUAUGUGUAUAAUAUUAUUUAAUACUGAUGAUUACAAUAAAUUGCAUUAAAUGAUUCAAUCUUUAUUAGCAAGUGAAUAAAUUAAAGAUCAUGAAUUUAGACCUGUAAUAAUUAGUAUGUGUGUAAUGUUUACAGGUAUUUAUCUUGGCAAAGGAGAAGUAAUAAUAUAUAUUAAUUUUAAUUAGGAAGCCUUAUGUUUUGCAAGAAUGAAUUAUAAUGAUUAUGAUAAAGGUAUAAUAACACUUGAUACUUUAUUGGCUUAAAUUGGUUAUUGUUUUUAUAAUCUAGGAAAGUCAGCUAAAUAUGUUUUUGAAAAGGAGCAUUUCUAUAUAAAGGCAUUAGAAUAUUAUUAAAAGAGUAUUGAAUAAAAUUCUGAUAAUCAUCUUGUUUAAUAUAAUUAUGGAAAAUUACUUGCAAUAACUGGAGAUAUUAAAAAAGCUUUUUGUCAUGUGGAUUAAGCUUGUAGAUUAUGUGGAGCUGAGAUUAAUUUUAAGAUUUUAAGAGCUCUUCUCUAUUAAACUUAACAUGAAAAUUAAACUGCCUUAUAAAUAAUAUCAUCAUUAUUAAUAAUAAAAUAAAGUCCAUUAUUAUAUUUUAUUAAAGCUUCAGUAUUAACAGAAAUUUAUCUAUUAAAUUUAUUUAAUGAGAAAGAAUUGUAAUAUGCUUAAAAUAUAAGUGAAGAAUUAAAAUAAUUUGUUAUCAAAAAAUUUUAAAAAUCAAAAGAAGUUUAGUCAAUUUUAUAAAAUCUUAAGAAAUUUUUAUUAGGAGUUUCAAAAAAAAUGUAUGAAUUUGAUUAAAAUGAUUAAUUCAUAUUUCAAUUACCUCCUUUAAAGAGUAUGUAAAAUUUUGAUAUAGAUCCUCUUACAUAUAUCAAUUAUAGAAAUGUAUUAUAAAAAAUAAUAAUAUAUAGUGUAUAUUUAAUACUAUAGACAUUCUAAUAAAGUUACAAAUUUUUGAUUUAGCUAAUCAAGUAUUAGAAUUAGUUGAUGAUGGUAAUGAAUCAAAUGAUAAUGAAAAAUUGUUUUAUGUAAAAUAUUUAUAUUGAAAUUUUUAGUAAGGAUUGUUGGAAGAGAAAAAAGAUAAGAUUGAUGUAGCAUGUCAUUAUUAUGAGGAAGUGUUAAGAACAGACUUUUAUCAUGUUAGAGCUAUGUCUAGAUUAGGAUUAUUAUAUCUGAAACAUUAUAAAGAUAGUAAAAUAUAAAGAGCUAGUGAAUUAUUGAUUGCUGCAUCGAAAUUUGAAAAAACAUAUGAAAUUUGGUAAAAUAAGUGUGAUUAUAUUGUAGUUUAGGAUUAGGUAUUUUGAAUCAAUUAUAAAAUAAUAAUAGUGAAGCCUAAAAAUUCCUUAAUGAUGCUCUAAGAUUAUUGAAAACAUCUCCAAUUGUCAGUUUUCAAAUGAUUCCAGACAUUUUAUUUGGUUGA
This is a messenger RNA of Paramecium pentaurelia, 2559 nucleotides long. Lineage: Eukaryota; Ciliophora; Oligohymenophorea; Peniculida; Parameciidae. The record is from the annotation of a GenBank genome assembly.